AUGUUCAAUUGCUUGCGUCUCACGUCGUGCAUUGCACGUAAUGGCACCAGCAAAUUCACCGCAUUUAAAACCAUCAGCCCACCAGCCAGAUCGUUCGUGAGCAACAACUCCUCGCUGCUAGUCAAAUCAUAUGGCGGGGGAUUUACAUUUCGUGAUGCAACAAAGAAUAGUUUACUUACGAUAGGAAGAACGCUCCGUACACCCGUUAGCCGAUACUGCACCAAACCAACUGUACCGGAAAAGGGAGCAAAAAGCGUUGGCUACUGGUUGCUAGGAUGCAGCGGAAUGGUGUUCGUUGCUGUCGUACUAGGUGGUGUUACACGGCUUACUGAGUCGGGCUUAUCGAUGGUAACGUGGAAAUUGUUGGGUGAGAAAAUGCCAAGGACCGAAGCGGAAUGGCGCGCAGAGUUUGACCACUAUCAGCAAUUUCCUGAAUUUAAACUCAAAAACCAGGAUAUCACACUACAAGAAUUCAAACUGAUCUGGUACAUGGAGUACGGGCACCGUAUGUGGGGCCGUGCGAUCGGUGCAUUCUACGCCAUUCCAGCAGCAUACUUUUGGACCAAAGGAUACUUUAACAAAGCUAUGAAAGUGCGUGUCCUUCUUUUUGGCACUCUCAUCGGUGCCCAGGGCUUGAUGGGCUGGUACAUGGUAAAAUCUGGACUGGAGGAUCGAUUCCACGCAGAAAGCGAUGUACCACGUGUUUCGCAGUACCGACUGGCAGCACAUCUCGGAUUUGCCUUUACGCUUUACUCACUUUUCCUAUGGUCCGCACUGGACAAACUACUGCCCGCCCAGAAACUGAUCGGUCAAAUUCCUGCCGCUACAUUCCGCUUCAAGGGUUUGGCACACGCUACGAAGGCAGCAGUUUUUCUUACCGCCCUGUCCGGUGCAUUCGUGGCCGGACUCGAUGCAGGACUAAUUUACAAUUCGUUUCCGAAAAUGGCUGACCGCUGGAUCCCGAGCGAUAUACUUGCGCUGUCUCCCACGCUGCGCAACUUUACCGAAAAUCCCACCACGGUACAGUUUGACCAUCGUGUGCUUGGUACGGCCACACUGACGCUCAUUACUGGCAUGUUUUUAAUUUCGCGCCGACGAAUGCUGCCACCGCGGGCUUACAAAGCGGCUACGGCCGUUGCGGCGAUGGGCUGGAUGCAGGUUGCCCUCGGUAUUACGACGUUACUUACUUACGUGCCCGUACCGCUGGCCGCAAGCCAUCAGUCGGGUUCGUUGAUUCUGCUCUCGUUGGCAAUCUGGCUAACGCAUGAAUUGAAACUUGUAAAGCGAUUACCCAAAUAAAACAAAAUA
This is a messenger RNA of Anopheles maculipalpis, 1308 nucleotides long. Its product is annotated as cytochrome c oxidase assembly protein COX15 homolog. Lineage: Eukaryota; Metazoa; Arthropoda; Insecta; Diptera; Culicidae. The coding region runs from base 1 to 1299 and encodes 432 amino acids. Gene Ontology annotation, molecular function: oxidoreductase activity, acting on NAD(P)H, heme protein as acceptor. Gene Ontology annotation, cellular component: mitochondrial inner membrane. Gene Ontology annotation, biological process: heme A biosynthetic process. The record is from RefSeq and is a predicted model, not a curated record. The transcript has 4 exons.